Molecule: messenger RNA, 933 nt
Organism: Trametes versicolor FP-101664 SS1
Lineage: Eukaryota; Fungi; Basidiomycota; Agaricomycetes; Polyporales; Polyporaceae
Exons: 4
Coding region: 1-933 (310 amino acids)
Biological process (GO): coenzyme A catabolic process
Molecular function (GO): coenzyme A diphosphatase activity; acetyl-CoA hydrolase activity
Source: RefSeq, a predicted model, not a curated record
AUGAGCGCGACACAUGAGAUCCCUAGCGAGGCGUUGGAGACCUUGUCACCCCGGAACAGGGGAUGCAUCGAGCGGCUGAGGGCACACCAGCCAGAGGAGGUCGAUCUGUUCGUCCAUCUCUACCAUCUUCCUGUUACCCCAAGUCCUGAGGCUGUCGCAAGCUCCAACUAUCCUUCCACGAAAUUGGCAGCAGUCCUCGUCUUACUAUACGAGAAAGCCGGCGAACUGCGCGUACUCCUGACCACCCGCUCGAAGUCCUUGCGUGCCCAUCCAGGACAGGUCGCUCUCCCGGGAGGCAAAGUCGACGCAACGGAUAGUGACGUCUUCGAGACCGCUUACCGCGAAGCGCACGAAGAAGUCGGGCUCCCGCUUCACUAUCGUCACGCGCAUACUAUAUGCACCCUCCGGCCCUACAUCUCGUCUAGCAAGCUGCUCGUUACGCCCGUGGUAGCCCUUCUCACCGAACCCUCAAUUGUCGAGACCUUUGUGCCUUCCCCAGGAGAAGUGGACCGCAUAUUCAACCAUCCCCUCGAAGCAAUACUGGACCUUAGCAUUGCAGCCAAAGAGGAAGUGUCACCUAAAGGAAGCACGGACUGGCCAUAUGAAGACGAGCUAUAUAAUUUCUCGGACAUAGAGUUGCCAUGGCUGGGCGACAGCACCUACCGCAUGCAUAGAUUCCGUUCAACGGCUUUCGCGAUCAAAGGCCUCACCGCUGACAUACUCAUUGCGACAGCCAUUAUCGCGUACGACAAGCAACCAUCGUACGACCGUUGGGCCCCCCGGCAGCUCCGCACAUUCACGCCCAUCCUACGCAUACUCGAAACCCAAAUUGAAGUGCAGCACGCUGUCUCGGGAACAUCGACCCCCACACCGAAGGUGGAGGUGGGAGUGCCGUCAGGACUGGAGAACGCGGUGGUCAGCGCAGACAAGUGA